CGUUUGGUGGUGGUGGCUUCCUGUCCUCUCUCCUGAGCUGGCACGUGUCCAGUUGAGGGGCAGAGGAGGGCUGGGCCAGACCCAGGCGAAGGCCGGCUGCGAAUCAGUAACAUUCAAGGAAGUGGCUGUGGAAUUCACCCGAGAGGAGUGGGGACAAUUGAACCCAUCUCAGAAAAUGUUGUACAGGGAUGUGAUGCUGGAGAAUUAUAGGAACUUGGUGUCUUUGGGAUUUGCAGUUUCCAAACCAGAUGUGAUCUACCAGUUGGAAAGGAAGGGAGCAUCUUGGAUGCCAGAGGCAGAUAUUCCCAGAAGCAGCUGUCCAGAGGGCAGAGAAUUCACUGGAGAUAAACCUCUUGAAUGUAAUGAAUAUGGGAAGGCCUUCUGGAGCAAGGAGCAUCUUGGUUUGCAUCACCGAAUUUAUACUGAAGAGAAACCAUAUGAAUGUAGUGAAUGUGGGAAGGCCUUCAGGACUAAAAUAAAACUUGGAGUCCAUCACAGAAUUCAUACUGGAGAGAAACCUUAUGAAUGUAGUGAAUGUGGGAAGGCCUUCGGGGAUAAAACAAAACUUGGAGUCCAUCACAGAAUUCAUACUGGAGAGAAACCUUAUGAAUGUAGUGAAUGUGGGAAGGCCUUCAGGGAAAACUCAAGUCUUAGUGUGCAUCAGAGAAUUCAUACUGGAGAGAAACCUUAUGAAUGUAGUGAAUGUGGGAAGGCCUUCAGGGAUAAGGGAGGCCUUAGAGUCCAUCACAGAACUCAUACUGGAGAGAAACCUUAUGAAUGUAGUCAAUGUGGGAAGGCCUUCAGAUCUAAGUCACAGCUUACUGUGCAUCAGAGAAUUCAUACUGGAGAGAAACCUUAUGAAUGUAGUGAAUGCGGCAAGGCCUUCAAGGGGAAGGCAGAACUUAAAGUCCAUAAAAAUGUUCAUACUGGAGAGAAACCUUACGAAUGUAGUGAAUGCAGCAAGGCCUUCAGGAAGAAGGCGCAACUUACAGUCCAUCAGAGAAUUCGUAUUGGAGAGAAACCUUAUCAAUGUAGUGAAUGCGGGAAGGCCUUCUGUAUUAAGAAGGAACUUAGAGUUCAUCACCGGGUUCAUACUGGAGAGAAGCCUUAUGAAUGUAGUCAAUGUGGGAAGGCCUUCAGGAAUAAAACAAAACUUGGAGUCCAUCACAGAAUUCAUACUGGAGAGAAACCUUAUGAAUGUAGUGAAUGUGGGAAGGCCUUCAGGGAUAAGGGAGAACUUAGAGUCCAUCACAGAAUUCAUACUGGAGAGAAACCUUAUGAAUGUAGUGAAUGUGGGAAGGCCUUCAGGAAUAGAACAAAACUUACAGUCCAUCAGAGAAUUCAUACUGGAGAGAAACCUUAUGAAUGUAGCCAAUGCGGGAAGGCCUACAAGAGAAACUCAGAACUUAAAGUCCAUCAGAGAAUUCAUACUGGAGAAAAACCUUAUGAAUGUAGUGAAUGUGGGAAGGCCUUCAGGGAUAAGGGAGAACUUAGAGUCCAUCACAGAAUUCAUACUGGAGAGAAACCUUAUGAAUGUAUCGAAUGUGGGAAGGCCUUCAGGGAUAACUCAAAUCUUACUGUGCAUCAUUGAAUUCAUACUGGAGAGAAACCUUAUGAAUGUAGUGAAUGUGGGAAGGUCUUCAGAUAUAGGUCAGGUCUUACUGGGCAUCAGAGAAUUCAUGCUGGAGAGAAACCUUAUGAAUGUAGUGAAUGUGGGAAGUCCUGCAGAAAUAAGGGAGAACUUACAGUCCAUCAGAGAACUCAUACUGGAGAGAAACCUUAUGAAUGUAAUGAAUGUGGGAAGGCCUACAAGAGUAACACAGCACUUACAGUGCAUCAGAAAAUUCAUACUGGAGAGAAAUCUUAGGAAUAUAGUGAAUGUGGAUAGGCCUUCAGGAGGAAGACAGAACUUAGAGUUCAUCGGAGAACUCAUACUGGAGAGAAACCUUAUGAAUGUAGUGAAUGUGGGAAGGCCUUCAGGGAUAAGAGAGGAGUUAGAAUCUAGCACAAAAUUCAUACUGGAGAGAAACCUUAUGAAUGUAAGUCAAUGUGGGAAGGCCUUCAGAUAUAAGUCAAAUCUUACUGUGCAUCAGAGAAUUCAUACUGGAGAGAAGAAUGUAGUGUAUGUGGCAAGGCCUUCAGGGAUAAUUCAAAACUUACUGUGCAUCAGAGAAUUCAUCCUGGAGAGGAACCUUACAAAUGUAGUGAAUGUGGGAAGGCCUUCAGGGAGAAGACACAACUUACAAUUCAUCAGAGAAUUAGCGUUGGAGAGAAACCUUAUGAAUGUAAUGAAUGCAGGAAGGCCUUCUGUAUUAAAGAGAAACUUACAGUUCAUCACAGGGUUCAUACUGGUGAGCAACUUUAGGAAUGUAGUUAAUGUAGGAAGGUCUUCACUAGUAAAGGACAAUGAACAAUCUAUCAGAGAAUUUAUACUGGAGAGAAACCUUGUGAAUGUAGUGAAUGUGGGAAGGCCUUCUUUCCAUACUAAAAAGGAGGGUACAGUUCAUCACAGGGUUCAUAGUAGAGAGAAACCGUAUGAAUAGUCAAUGUGGGAAGGCCUUCAGAUAACAAAACACAACUUGCAGUGCAUCAGGGAAGUCAUACUGAAGAGAAUCCUUAUUAAUGUAGUGAAUGUCGGAAGGCCUUCAAGAAGAAGAUGUAUCUUACUGUACAUCAGAUAAUUCAUACCAGAGACAUCCUUCAGAAAAGUAAGCAGUGUGGGAAGGCUUUCCUCUACACCUAAGAUUUUAUUUUACAUCAAAAAAUUCAUAGUGAAGAGAAACCUUAUGAAUCUAAUGAAUGUGGAAGACUUUCAGAGAGAGUACAAUAUACUCAACACCAAAGACUUCAUUCAAGAAAGGAACCUUAAGAGUGUAAUGCAAGUAGGAAGGCCUUGAGAUGGAGGACACUGCUUUAUGUCCAUCAGAUUUCAUGCUGGUGAGAUUCUUCCUAAAUAUAAGGAGUGUGGGAAUACCUCCAUUGCAAUUCAGAUCAUAUUAGACAUCAAAAAUUCAUGUUGGAGAAUAACCUUAUGUAUGUAGUAAAUGUGGGAAGACCUUCAGGAAGAAGCCACAUCUUACUGUGUAUCAGAGGGUUCAUACUGGAGAAAUUGUUUAUGAAUGCGAGUAUUGUGGGAAGGCCUUCCAUGCCAACUCUCAUUUUUCUCAACUUCAAAUAAUUCAUAGCUUCUAAAUGUAAUAUACAAGGGGAAGGUCUUCAACCUAAAUGUAUCUUUUACUCCACAUCAGAGCACUCAUACUGGCGAGACCUGAAUGCAAUGAAUGUGGGAAGCCUGAAGACACAACUUGCUCAACAUCAAAGAAGUAAUUCUGGAGAGAAACUUUCGAGUUUGGGAAGGCCUUUAAAGUAAGGAUGCUACUUUACGUCCAUCAGAGAAUUCCUACUAGAGCGAUUCUUCAUGAUUGUAAGGAGUGUGGGAAGAUUCCCCCAGCUGACUAGACUGAUUUUGACUCCUUCAAUGCAAUUCAGCGAUUCCUAAUUUAUGCACCAUGGGAGAAGUAGAUAUCCCUCUCUUCUAUAAAGGAGUAAAGAUUUUUUGUUAUCCUUCAGGGAGGGAGAAGUUAUGCUGUUUGAGCCAGAGGUUACUGAGUGGAUGGUGGUAUUGGGAGAGCCUUAGUAUUCACUUUGAUCCCUGGGCACAUGGCAUGCAAGACUCUUUGGGAUGACCUAAUUGAGCUGUGUUCCUGAUGUUGCUAGUGUUGCUUCUGCUCCUAUUCAUUUGGGUAGCCACUGUGGACCAUAAAGAUUUGCAAUCAUCUUAAGUAAAACAAAGCAUUGCAAAGGCCUGUGGCAGAUUUUGAUGGCAAGGUGAUUUCUGCCCUGUUCUCUGAAUUGAAAUGGAGGUAAACAGCAGGAUUUGCUAUGACCUCAUGGUAGCUGAAUGCCUCAUCACCUAAUUAGUGACACAUGAAAAGAUGAACAAGAUUCCCAUUUCAGUUAAGGAAGAUAAAUGGGGAGUUUUCAAUGAAGAAAUCAAAGGGAUAAAUAAUAAAGAUGAGAAAGUCCCCUAAAUCUCUAUUGUUUAUAGAGGAAUGAAAACAACUUUGAAGUGACAUGUCACACUACCUCAGAUUGGCCAACAUGAUGGAAAAGGAAAAAGACAUUCUGGAGGGGAUGUGAAAAAAUAGGGAAAGUAAUGCACAAUUCAGAACUAGUCCAAACAUUCUGCAGAACAAUUUGGAACUGUGGCCAAAAGGUUAUAAAAUUGUGCAUACCCUUUGACACAGCCAUACCACUACUGUCUGUAUCCCAAUGAGAUCAAAGGAAAAGGACCUAUGUGUACUGAUGUAUGUUUAGUGGAUCUUUUGGUGCUGGCAGAGAAUUGGAAAUCGAAGGGAUGCAUGUCCACUGGGGAAUGGCUAGACAAGCUGCGGUGUAUGAACGUAAUGGAAAACUGUUGUGCUGUAAGAAAUGAUGAGCAGGUGGAUUUCAGAGAAACCUAGAAAUAUUAACAUGAACUGAUUCUGAAUGAAGUAAGCAGAACCAGGAGAACAUUGUACACAGUAUAAACAACAUUGUACUGUGAUCAACUUUGACAGAUUUAGCUCUUCUCAGCAAUACAGUGAUCUAAGAGUUCAGAAAGACUCAUGGUAGAAAAUGCU
Molecule: messenger RNA, 4622 nt
Organism: Trichosurus vulpecula (common brushtail)
Lineage: Eukaryota; Metazoa; Chordata; Mammalia; Diprotodontia; Phalangeridae
Product: zinc finger protein 585B-like
Exons: 4
Biological process (GO): regulation of transcription by RNA polymerase II
Molecular function (GO): RNA polymerase II cis-regulatory region sequence-specific DNA binding; DNA-binding transcription factor activity, RNA polymerase II-specific
Source: RefSeq, a predicted model, not a curated record